Molecule: messenger RNA, 2310 nt
Organism: Drosophila bipectinata
Lineage: Eukaryota; Metazoa; Arthropoda; Insecta; Diptera; Drosophilidae
Gene: zyd
Product: sodium/potassium/calcium exchanger zydeco
Biological process (GO): calcium ion transmembrane transport; intracellular calcium ion homeostasis
Cellular component (GO): plasma membrane
Molecular function (GO): calcium channel activity; calcium, potassium:sodium antiporter activity
Source: RefSeq, a predicted model, not a curated record
AUUAAACGGAUUAUCGGAAUGCAGGUUCAUCUCGCCGAGGCGUGAGCUGUGUGCCUGUGUGGGUGUGUGGGCCUGUGCUGUCCGUUGCUUUUGUGUCCGUGAGUCCGGCUGUCCGCUUUAAUAGUGUGUGUGAGUGCGGCUUCAAUUGGCUUCCUCACCGGUCUUCCAACCAUCUCCGUCUACGUCUUAAUCUCCUUCCAUUUCUAUCAACCCACCGCCCACCGAUGCCACUUGGACUACGUGCCUUGUGGAUCCGAUCUCCGUACCUCCGUCUACGUCUCCGUCUCCGGACCAAUUGAGACCCCACUACUGAUCACCGGCCCCCCUCUACAUCCCUCCACCUGUUGUCCCACUCGCACCUCAAGUGUUCUUUUGGGGCUUUGGAGGAAGAGGAAAGAGGAUAGAAUAGAAUAGAAAGGAAACGAAAAGGAAGGCAAGGAAAGGCAGGGAAAGGAAAGGAAAGGCAAAGGAAAAGAAAGGAACAACGAGAGCAACGAGAAAAUCAACACCAGUGAAGUGGGAAGUGACAGAGAUUGAGAUUGAGAUUGAGAUUGCGGUUCAUACAACGGCGCAUCGCAGUUUACGAGUGUCCAUCACCACUACAACACCGAACACCGUGCAGCAAUGGAAGACUAUUGGGGUCUUAGCAGCACUACGGAUAUAAAUUGCACUCAGCCCGCCAUCGAUGACUUCCCCAGAGACCUGUUCUCGGAGGCGCAAAGACAGUCCGGUGCUGUUGUACUUCAUGUUAUAGCCAGUUUAUAUUUAUUCGUAGCCUUAGCCGUAGUGUGUGAUGAGUACUUUGUGCCAGCAGUUGAGAAAAUAUGUGCAGCACUCAACAUGUCCAACGAUGUGGCGGGGGCCACGUUCAUGGCAGCGGCCACCUCCGCUCCGGAACUCUUCGUCAACGUGAUAGGCACCUUCAUCACGGAGGGCGACAUCGGAGUGGGCACGAUUGUGGGAUCGGCCGUCUUUAAUAUCCUGGCGGUGGCCGCCUGUUGCGGCAUCGGAGCUGGAAUGACUAUACCUUUGGAUUGGUGGCCUUUGACCCGAGAUAGUAUUGCCUAUGGAGUCACAGUGGCCAUUCUGAUUUGUGUGAUGCACGACGAGCGGGUCGAGUGGUAUGAGGCCUUGAUUUUGGUUUCACUGUACGCCGUCUAUUUGGCGGUCAUGUAUUUCGACAAGUCUUUCCAAAAAUGCGCCAAAGGUGGCGUUAAACAGGCGCGUUCGCGCAGCCGGUCCUCCAACUGCAGCAUUCACACAAAGAACAGCAAUGAAAAGGAACCAGAACUUGUGGAAAAUCGCAUUUGCCAGAACAUGGCGAGCAUCCAAUUGAACGGAGGACUCAACAAUGACCAGGCCAAGUCCACUGGCGGCACUACUGGCACCACCACCACCACUUCGAUAACAACCACCACCACCUUGUCCACAAUCACCACCACCACACACAGUGUCGUAAGUGGAUCGGGUAGUGGACCAAGUGCUGCGGGUACAGGAUCUGGAAUUAUAGCUCCUAUGGAUACUCUGGCCGAGGUGGAGGCCCAACCGGCGACAGCGACGACAGGAAAUGCUGGCGAGGAUCGGGAGGAGGAGGGAUACUCCCUGCUCACCUAUCCCAAGGACAAGAGCUGUUUUGCCCAGUUCACCUGGCUGAUAAUCUGGCCCAUACACCUGCUCUUCCGCAUCGCCAUACCCGAUUGCAAGAAGGCCAAAAACAAUAAGAUCUUCCCUCUGACCUUUAUCAUGUGCAUCGUCUGGAUCGGAUCCCUGUCCUAUGUGGUGGCGUGGAUGAUAACGAUUAUUGGUGAUACACUUAAGAUACCCGACUCUGUAAUGGGUAUUACGUUCCUGGCAGCUGGAACCAGUGUACCCGAGGCGGUUUCCAGUGUGAUUGUGGCGAAACGCGGUCACGGAUCAAUGGGAAUCUGUAAUUCGAUCGGAUCGAAUACAUUUGAUAUUUUAUUGUGCUUGGGAGUGCCGUGGCUGAUCAAGGCCGUCUUCUUCCCAAUACAGCCUGGUCAGAACUAUGUGGCCAUUAAUUCGGCCGGACUGGAGUACUCGGCCAUAACCCUGCUGUCCACACUGUUUCUGCUCUACCUUACCUUCUCCACGAACAAAUUUAAGCUGGACAAGAAGGUGGGCACCGCCUGCCUGGUCAUGUAUCUGGUGUUCAUGGUCUUCGCCUCCCUCAUCGAACUCAACGUGUUCUUCCGGGUUAAUCUGCCCACCUGUGGCAGGUCAUGAAUCUCCUGAAAAUACCCCUAAAAGUUCCCCAAAAAAUAAAAAAAAACCCCUACACUCUAAAAAAAA